Molecule: messenger RNA, 2529 nt
Organism: Toxotes jaculatrix (banded archerfish)
Lineage: Eukaryota; Metazoa; Chordata; Actinopteri; Toxotidae
Gene: mmd
Product: monocyte to macrophage differentiation-associated
Exons: 7
Coding region: 369-1088 (239 amino acids)
Cellular component (GO): membrane
Molecular function (GO): pore-forming activity
Source: RefSeq, a predicted model, not a curated record
CGGCGGGGUUGCUUGCUUGCGGGGUCUUUUCUGUUGCUGCCGCUGGGGGUUAUGGAUGUUUGUAGCUUAAAGACAAAGGGAGCGAGUUAGCAUUUGUUGCAGAAUGGUAUUAAGAAAAAGGCUAAAAUGGUGCCUUUGUAGUGGGAGUAUUAAUGCUGCCGGUGCCUCGUAGCUGAAAUGAAAGUUAGCUUAUGAGUAGCAUAACGUUAGCUGAGUAGCUCAUGCUAGGCCUUCCGUUUCUUUAGGUUUGUCAGGACACUUUGUUGUUUUAUUUCUCCCUUUGUAAACCUGCGGUUUGUAGCUCUAUUGUUUGCUGCCGUUCGCUGAUUUUUUUUUCCUGUGCUCCCUGUGGUUCAUAAGGCGGUGAAAUGAAGAGAGUGAACAGCUUUCAGAGGUUCAUGAACAGACGGGCCUCUGCAAACUGCCGCUACCAGCCCACCUGCUAUGAGCACGCUGCAAACUGCUACACUCACGCCCUUCUCAUCGUGCCGGCCUUCGUGGGCAUGGCGUUGCUGCACCGUCUGUCGGACAACCGCUGGGAGAGGAUCACAGCCUGGGUGUACGGCAUGGGCCUCUGUGCCCUUUUCCUGGUCUCCACUGUGUUUCAUAUCAUCACCUGGAAGAAGAGCCACAUGAGGUCUGUGGAGCAGUGCUUCCACAUGUGUGACAGGGUGGUCAUCUAUUUCUUCAUUGCUGCCUCCUACACACCUUGGUUAAACCUGCGUGAACUGGGCCCUCUGGCAGCACACAUGCGCUGGUUUGUGUGGCUCAUGGCUGCUGCUGGAACCAUCUACGUCUUCAACUACCAUGAAAAAUACAAACUUGUUGAGCUGGCCUUCUAUUUGACGAUGGGAUUUUUCCCAGCAUCAGUCGUGACGUCAAUGAGUAACACUGAGGGGCUUCAGGAGCUGGCCUGCGGUGGACUCAUCUACUGCCUCGGUGUGUUCUUCUUCAAGAGUGAUGGCGUCAUCCCCUUCGCCCACGCCAUCUGGCACGUGUUCGUGGCACUGGCUGCGGCCGUGCACUACUACGCCAUCUGGAAAUACCUCUACAAGGCUCCCAGUGCCGACACCCUACUCGACUCGUGACCGCGGAGGCGGGGCGACUCCCUCAACUGCCCACUGAAGCUGCAGCGACAGCCGAAAAGUUUACGAAAAUACUGACCACGAGUUGUUUACUCUUUUCUAACGUGGAGGGGAACAGAUUUUUCAGCGUCUCCCUGAUAAACACAUCUACUUUAAAAGCUGUUUUGUACGUCUUCAGUGUAUAAAAAAAAAAACAUAAAAAAGAAAAAAAACCUGACAGUGAGGGAGAGAAUUUGGACUUUUUACUCUUACGGUUAACUUUGGCACAUUCGUGAGGAUUUGAGAAAUUUGAUAGCAGUCUUUUGUAUCACUUGAAGAGAGUCACAUUCCACAUUCGGGGUCAUUUGUGUGUCAGAAAUCAUCAGACUCAUCUGUUUCAGCUGGUGAUUUGAACACUGGGGAUAUGAGGUGCUAAAAAUCAGCUCUUCUCAGGAGCUGGGCCGGGUAUCAGCGCAGGAGUUACAGCGUAGAAACAAAACCUUUUUCUGUUGUUUUUUUUUCAUUUAUAAGAAGCCAAAGGUCUCAUGUUUUUCAAACACAAGCGGUUGUACAGGAACUUUGCCAAAGUAAAAUACAAACUGGCAAAGUUUGAUGGUUAACACAGAUUAGAUGGAUCUGGAGUCAGAACCUGUUGAAGGAAAUGAUGGAAGUUACUCGUCUGUUUUCCCAUUUUCUGUUUCUCGAUCCAUCUGAUCUGUUUCUGACUUGUAUCCAAGUGCAGUCCUCGGUUUUCACAGUCGAUCCUGGUAGUAUUUAGCGCCCCCUGCUGGUGGGCUGGUGUAAAAAGGUGAUUCACAGCAUUUCAGGAGGAGCAGAGGUGACCUGUGAGGUGAAGGUGGGGGGGUGGAUUUUGUUCAUGAGCCAAAUGAGAGAAAAUCAGUUCAGGCAGUGUGAUGAGGCAGAAUUGUUCCACUGUGUUUGUAAUGUGAACAGCGUGCAGUAGAGUGUGUGUGUAUGCACGACCUUUGUACUGUAGUCCAGUAUUACAUUUCCACUGAUUCUCUCUCUCUUUUUGUUUGAUUUGCACCACUAGGACGAGCAGUGUUUGGUGUGUGUGUUCUGACGGGGGUUCGAUCCUCAUGAGAAACCUCAUGCUCUUCUUUUUGUCUCAUGCUGUUGGUUUUGUAAAUUUGCUCUCGGGCUCCUGACCCAUGAAAUGACCUUUUCUGUUGUUAUCUCUUAGUGACGUACGGAGCUGAACGAUUACACGUUUUUUAAUUGUGGCUCUUGUUGAAACGAUUUCCUUAACCACUGUGUUUUGUAAUAUUUGUAUAUUCUGUUGUUUGUUCUGUUGAUUACAUGAUCCUGGCCUUUGCAGGGAAAAAACAAACUGCUUCUUGUCUGUUCCAGUGGCUGCAUAAUGGUGCUGCAUAAACAUGAAUGCUCCUCCAACAUACUGAUUACCACCUUUCUAAUGUGAAAAUAAAGAAUAAUGAUGCCCCCA